Molecule: messenger RNA, 2271 nt
Organism: Lutra lutra (Eurasian river otter)
Lineage: Eukaryota; Metazoa; Chordata; Mammalia; Carnivora; Mustelidae
Gene: TRIT1
Product: tRNA isopentenyltransferase 1
Exons: 10
Coding region: 275-1606 (443 amino acids)
Biological process (GO): tRNA modification
Cellular component (GO): mitochondrion
Molecular function (GO): ATP binding; tRNA dimethylallyltransferase activity
Source: RefSeq, a predicted model, not a curated record
GAAGGCCUAGACAUCAUCACCAACAAGGUUUCUGCCCAAGAGCAGAGAAUGUGCCAGCACCACAUGAUCAGCUUUGUGGAUCCUCUCGUGACAAAUUACACAGUUGUGGAUUUCAGGAACAAGGCAACUGCUCUGAUAUCCUUAGGAAAGACAGCAACUAGGUUCGGUGGGUGCCAGGCAGUCCAAGCCAAGAAAGAAGUUUUCAUUUCAGUGACAGUUUCUUCUAAGCCAAGACUUAAGAAGAACCAGUAGGCAGCACCCCCAUCAGAACUAUAUGGAUCAAAAGAUACAGUACCCUUGCUUCUCAGAGUGUUGUCAGACUGCAGUACCAGCCAUCCCUUGGGUGCUUAUUAGAAAUGCUGAAUUUGGGCCUCACUCCAGAACUACUGAAUCAGAAUCUGCAUUUCACAAGAGUCCCAGACAAGUAAAUGAAUGUGGUUUCUUGCUAAUACCUCCUUCCCAAGUGAGUCAGGAUGCUCUUCUUGAUAUUAAAUAUUGUGAUGUCUUUCUUAACAUUCACAUUGAAGAUAUAUUUGCCCGAGACAAAAUUCCUAUUGUCGUGGGAGGAACCAAUUAUUACAUUGAAUCUCUGCUCUGGAAAGUUCUUGUCAAUACUAAGCCCCAUGAGAUGGGCACCAAGAAAUUGACCGACCGAAAAGAGCUUGAGAAGGAGGAUGGCCACGUCCUCCACAAACGCCUAAGCCAAGUGGACCCAGAAAUGGCUGCCAAGCUGCACCCCCAUGACAAACGCAAAGUGGCCAGGAGCUUGCAAGUGUUUGAAGAAACGGGGAUCUCUCAUAGUGAAUUUCUUCAUCGUCAACAUGCAGAGGAAGGUGGUGGUCCCCUUGGAGGCCCUCUGAAGUUUCCUAACCUUUGCAUCCUCUGGCUUCAUGCUGACCAGACAGUUCUAGAUGAGCGCUUGGAUAAGAGGGUGGAUGACAUGCUUGCUGCUGGGCUCUUGGAUGAACUAAGAGAUUUUCACAGACGCUAUAAUCAGAAGAAAGUUGCAGAAAAUAGCCAGGACUAUCAACACGGUAUCUUCCAAUCCAUUGGCUUCAAGGAAUUUCACGAGUACCUGGUCACUGAGGGAAAAUGCACACCAGAGACUAGUAACCAGCUCCUAAAGAAAGGUAUUGAGUCUCUGAAACAAGUGACUAAGAGAUAUGCCCGGAAGCAAAACCGAUGGGUUAAAAACCGAUUUUUGAGCAGACCUGGUCCCAGUGUCCCCCCAGUAUAUGGCUUAGAAGUAUCUGAUGUCUCGAAGUGGGAAGAGUCUGUUCUUGAACCUGCUCUUGAAAUCGUGCAAAGUUUCAUCCAGGGCCACAAGCCUGCAGCUGCUCCAGUAAAGAUGCCAUGCAAUGAAAUGGAGAACAAGAGAAGUUACCACAUGUGUGACCUCUGUGAUCGAAUCAUCAUUGGGGACCGUGAAUGGGCAGCACAUAUAAAAUCCAAAUCCCAUUUGCACCAACUGAGGAAGAGAAGAAGAUUGGACUUGGAUGCUCUUGCUACCAUUGAGAGUCAGAGUAUUUCUCCAGACUGUGACAAAGAGCCCGAAGAGAAAGGGUCCCCAGGGAAGAAUGAGAAAGAGCUGAAAUCUGGUGUUUAAAGAGAAAUGUCCAGUAGUAGCCUUUGCACAGGUAGGGACCCAGUUCAGGAGGGAGGGUUAUGUCUGUGUCCCUGUCUGGACUGAGGAGUGCUACGCAGAAAGCCCCCACGAUUUUCUUUCUACAGUGGUGUAGUUUCAGUGUUCUUUGUCAUGGAAACAGCAGGACUUGUUAGCUCCCUGUUUGGCUGAUGUGCCUGGUAAUGAUGAUUUUUGGAAGGAAUUUUUUUUCUUUCAACCCAAAAGGUUCUAUUUUUGAAAGAGGCACAGAUUGCACUUUUUAAUACUUGAGGAUCUUUUUGGUAAUGAAUACCUGAAUUUCCUAUAUCCCUUAAAAAAGAAGUUUUAUGUCCCUGACUGUGGCUAAAAAUAUCUCAUUUCCACUUCUAUAAAAGAUGACUGAAGUAUUGUGAGCCACAAAUCAGGAGUUCUGGAUUUGGGUGAAUGGCAGGAAAGGCCCAGCCCCAGUGAGAUGAUUAAGUGAACUCAGCCAGUUGUUGGAUUACACUGAGAAGGAGAGAAGGAGGUGGUCAUGAUGUGGCUUGAAAACUAAAGACUUUGACAUUUGUUGAGCUCCUCCUGUGUGUAAUUACUAUCACUGCUAUCUUUUUAUUGAGUUAAGAGUCUAUAUUUUUAUUAAAAGUUAAAUAAAGAAAAAGUUUCUAGGA